UUCCACCAAAAAGAUUUUCAGGCAAUUCAAUCUCCGCAGCUUCGGAGUGGACUGAUCGCCCCUCCGCGCACGUCAGCCCCUCUUAACGAGUAUAAAGUCCCCUACUACGCUUGGCCACUUCAACUUUCCACUCUCUCUUUUACCCGUCCGCUAUCCGUAAUACUCGCCUAGUCUUCAAGACACGCUCGCUUUAUCCCUCCUUCCAUCCAAUUUCAUUUUACUCUCCCCCUCCCAGCAUCUCGCCUACUGUAUACGAUGAAGUCAUUCGCUGUCCUUACUGUCCUUGCCUCCCUUGCCGCCCAGUCCUACGCGGCGUUCAUGGUCAACACCCCGUCCAGCCUCGUUCAAUGCCAACCUUCCCUUCUCUCAUGGCAAGAGGGAACGGCUCCUUACUUCCCUAGUAUCAUCCCAGGUGGUCAAGUCAGCGCAUCCCCACUCAAGACGUUUGACACUACCUCGUCUACGUCGCUUACAUGGAAGGUCGACAUUGCUGCUGGCACGUCCAUCACUGUCGCGGUGAAGGACAGCACCGGAGCGACUAUGUACACGGACGCUGUCACCAUUGGCAGCAGCUCAGACUCUAGCUGUGUCAGCUCGAGCGUUAACGAGGUCUCCGCAUCAGGUAGCGGGGCGAGCGGCGGAUCUACAGCAGCGUCUGCUGCCACGACCAGUGCCAGUGGUGGUGCUAAAUCUUCCAGCUCAGCUUCUGGAACUGCUUCGGGUAUGUCUUUGCUAUCAACCGCACACGCCGCCGCCUCUUCCGCCACAACCCACUCUUCCAGCUCUGCUGCAAGACAGUCCGGCUCAUCGACUUCUUCAGGCUCUGCAAGUUCUGCUACACACUCUAGCGGUGCGGCUGGUCGCGGCUCUUCAGUCAGCGCAGCCGGCAUUGCUGGUAUCCUUGGUGCCAUCGGCGCUGCCCUUCUGUAAAAGAAAAGCGAUGCAUUUUUUUUUUCGUGAUUGAGGGGCUCCGAUGAACCUUGCACGAUUACACAGAUAUUCUUGGACUUUUUGAGGACAUAUGACUGAGCGCCAUCUCGUAGAUAAUUUUCCAUUCCUUUUAUUGAAGACAUACUCUUGAGCGAGCUUAUAUACAUCAGCACCGUCGUCAUCAUCAUCAGUUAAUAGUUUCCUGCCAUGCUACAUCACCCAUGUAUCUCCGGUUUGUCGAUUAGGUGCAUACAUGCAUAUGCAUGAACCGUAAUCUGCUUGAGUUGAAGAUAUGAAUGGAAGAUAUGUCUCAAUAUGUUUGGUUUCGCUUCCAAGUGUUGCGGAGACU
Fomitiporia mediterranea MF3/22 is the source of this 1279-nucleotide messenger RNA. RefSeq lists its product as uncharacterized. Bases 256 to 930 code for a protein of 224 amino acids. The transcript is spliced from 7 exons. The record is from RefSeq and is a predicted model, not a curated record. NCBI's taxonomy places the organism in Eukaryota, Fungi, Basidiomycota, Agaricomycetes, Hymenochaetales, Hymenochaetaceae.